This is a messenger RNA of Amphibalanus amphitrite, 1645 nucleotides long. Its product is annotated as small integral membrane protein 14-like. Lineage: Eukaryota; Metazoa; Arthropoda; Thecostraca; Balanomorpha; Balanidae. The record is from RefSeq and is a predicted model, not a curated record. The transcript is spliced from 6 exons. The coding region runs from base 294 to 602 and encodes 102 amino acids. Gene Ontology annotation, cellular component: endoplasmic reticulum.
CGUUGGGUUGUUGUCUAUGGAUAAAAGUUAGUUUGCUGGAUGUACUGGGUUGUGGAUUAUUCGAAUUGGUGGGUUAUAUCGAUUAUUUUGCCUGAUUGACCAUCUUAUCCAAUGAAAGUCAAGGGGCCUAUCUAGGCCCAGCAGAGUUUUUCAUCAUCAUGUCAAUAUCAAUAAUGUGUUGGAUCCAAAACCUGUCGAAACUAACCUAGCAGACUCAUCUUCAUUUGGCAACCUUUAAAUUACUUGUUUUCUCUGAAAAUCAUAACAAUCUUUGAGUCAACCAGAAAACAAAUAUGGCUGACGGAUAUGACCCAUGUGCGUGCAUCUGGGACCAUGGAAUGGCAAUGAGGAGACUGAUCUCACUGCUUCGUGGAAUGCAGGGAUUCUGCACAGACAGUGAAUGUUUUGGAGAACUGCCGGGCCCGCAGGCGGACGCCUCCGGCGGCGGUAACGACCUGUUCCUGAUGGCCAUGGUGUGGGUGGUGCUCGGCGUGCUGCUCUACCUCUUCAGACCCAGCUCGCUCCGCAACCGCGGCGACACGAAGCCGGCACGACUGGACCAGGGCGGGCCGGGCAACAACCCGCCGCCGACGGCCAACUAGCGGCCGACCUCGGACCAGCCCGGCCUCCGACCAGCCCGCUCUGCUGUGAUAUCCGCCCGACUCUGCCGGCGGCGCGGCCUGGCCGUCGCUGCCGGCCGCCCCGUCUCACGGCUUGUACACGGUCUAUUGGACACUGAAGGUUUUACCGCGGCUCAGGUGCCGAGCGAGCGGCGGCCACCGCCCGCCGCCGGCCGUCAGCAGCCGCCCGCGGUAGGUCAGUGGGGUCAGCCGGGCCGGCGGCAGUGACGGCAGCGGUCGCUGACAGUCGCCGGCGCCGCUCCCCCUCGGCCUCUCAUCCCGCUGUGGACAGAUACACCGCCGAACGCUCUCAGUACGCCCGGAAAGCGCCUCCAUAUCCGCGGACGUCACUGACGCCGGCCCGAGUGACGUCACUGGUACUGACCCGCGCUGCGAGUGACGUCACCGCCCGUGGCACCUGAGGACGAGCAUACUGACGUCAUCACAUAGCUGCACAUGGGGUCAAGAUUGACAUAUUUAUAGCCAUGCUCCCUUGAUCGGUUGCAUUCGGGUAGAUUUUGGAAAUUGCUUUAAGUUCUGUGUGCACUUUGGCCGGGAUUGAGGUUUUGCUGUGGGGCAGAAAUUUUUGGGUCGUCACUCGUCACGUGCGUUCGCCUGAUACCAAUAGACAAUAUAGCUAGCUAUAGAUAUAUUAUCCCAUACGAGGUAGUUCAUUUGUUAGCGCGUAACUAUCUAAUAUUUAUAGAUACUGUCGUCGGAACUUUUCAAAUGUCAGUACAUUCCCGGCUGUUUGUGAAGUUCCACCGUGUCCGCACCCGGUGUUGAGUAUUCUCGCGUGCCUUUUUUCUGUUACCGACUGCGUGCGCAGCCGCCUGGAGUGGCGGCCGUCUCCGUCUCGGUUGUGGCUGGACCUUCACUGGGGGAUGCAUGCCGCUGUUCGUUGGCGCCCCUCAUCUACAGUCGGCACCGCGGCCGGCGCCUGAGAGGUUCGCCUGUCCGCGAUUGGUGCGCCGGGAACGGACCAUCUGUCUGUCGACAGCUCAAUACACAGCCGACACUUAAAA